AUGGUGUACGGUAAGCCACUCCUACUUCAUGGCGAAUUGCUGGUGUCCACCUCCACCAGGGACAUAGACGACUCAGCCGAUUUCUUCCGUGAGCUGCGCAAGCAUUUUCAUGCUCUCAGGUCAGUCAGCGACACCAGGCACGGCGAGCGCAAACUCUUUGUCUUCAAAGAUUUUACCACUGCCACCCACGUCAUCAUCAGGCACGACGCUCCAAAAAUACCGCUCCAGAUACCAUACGAUGGUCCCUACAAAGCUGUUUCCCGAGCCGAGAAACACUUCACGUACUCGAUGCGAGGUAGAAACGUUUCAGUUUCUAUCGAUCACAUGAAACCAGCCUACAUCGUCUCCGAGAACAUCACUGCAUCUGAGGGUAUCACUGACCUUGACGAAGAUUACGACGACUUUAUUCCAGUUUCUCCAGGAGAUAAUCGAGGUCCAUUGCAACAGGAACCAGCAUCAUCACCUGCCCCCAGGAUACGCUCAGGUCAUCGUGUUCAAUUAACCGAACGCUACCAGGUAGGCUUAAAUAAUUUUGCAACCUAUUCUUUCAUUUUGACGAUUUAA
Messenger RNA from Leptinotarsa decemlineata (Colorado potato beetle), 564 nucleotides. RefSeq lists its product as uncharacterized. NCBI's taxonomy places the organism in Eukaryota, Metazoa, Arthropoda, Insecta, Coleoptera, Chrysomelidae. The record is from RefSeq and is a predicted model, not a curated record.